UCGGGGCCCUGGCGGCUCCCUAGUGACUAAGACCUGAGGGGCGCGGGGUGACGCCGCAGGGCAUGCGAACAGACGGGGCCGGGAGUGGGAAUCCUGGGCCAGGGGGUCCCCGAUUUCCGGAGCCGCCGUGGGAGCCGGCUGGUGGCACAGGAAGUGGGCAGCCCCGCGGCCUCGGGACACCCCUGGGUCCCCCUCACAGGCCACUCCGGCCUCCACUUCCGGUGCCCGCCCCACUUCGGGGUUCAGGACCGGCGGGGUUCCUAGGAGGCUUUUUUCUCUUUUUUGGGGGGUUUGAAGAGAGGUCGCCCCCCUCACCCAUCACCCCACGGUGUGUCCCCCGCGUCCCCCAGAGCUGCUCAUCCCGAUGGCGGCUUCCAGAGAAGGACGUCGCCGCCGCUCGGGGCCCGGGCGUGGCCGGCUCAGACUCAAAGACUUGGAACGCAAUAGCUUGACAGAAAAGGAAUGUGUGAAGGAGAAAUUGAACCUCUUGCAUGAAUUUCUGCAAACAGAGAUCAAGACUCAGUUAUGUGACUUGGAGACAAAGUUACGGACGGAAGAGCUGUCCGAGGAGGGCUACCUGGCUAAAGUCAAAUCCCUUUUAAAUAAAGAUUUGUCCCUGGAGAACGGAGCUCAUGCUUUCAGUCGGGAAGUGAACGGGGCACGAGCGAACGGGAAGCACCUCGGUAGAGAGGAGCGGAGAGCGGCCAUGGCCGAGCCCUUCAAGUCACCCCGGUCUGCGCCCCGGAGAGGCAGGGCUGACCGAGAGACGAGGGCAGCUGAGGUUUCCCCGACACCCCGGGUUACACGGCAGAGUACCAGACAGACCACCAUCACUGCUCACUUCUCGAAGGGUCCGGCCAAGCGGAAGCCUGAUGAGGAGUCUGAGAGGACAUCCACAGAAGAUUCUGGUGACGAGAAAGACCAGGAUGAGAAGCGACGGCGAGUCCUCACCCAAGAACCGGUCGCAGGUCCAUCCUCUGAGGACGUGGGGCGAGGCCCAGCAGAAGCUGGCGUGGAGGAUAGCGCCCGUGUGAAGAAGGAAGAAAAGAGAUUCAGGAGUCCAACUGCAGAGCUGACCCCCAAGUCGCGAGUGAAGCUGGAGGCAGACACAGUGGUGGGACCCGGAACCUCUUCUGGAAGCUCGGAUGAGGCGCGUGGCGUCACGAUCCUGGCCCCUUCAGACACCGACUUUGCCCUUCGCCCUCUCCAGGAGGAAAGGAGACCCCAGAGUCAGACCAGAGAUCUCACCGCCAAGCGGAGGCCGGAAGAGGAGAUUGAGGAAUGCAGGCCCCAGGUCUCUGAUGAGAGGGACGAGGAUGAAAAAGACGAGAAGCGCCGCAGGAUAACGUUCUCAGAACCGUUGGAGAGGAAAGUGGCACGAGCCAAAGCUGUUACAACCUCCAAGAACGACCCCUUGAAGUGCAUCCACUGCGGACAGGGCCUGGACAAUGCCAACCUCAAGUACGAGCAGCACCUGCCCGACGCGCUGGAGGAGCCGCAGAUGCUGACCAACGAGAUCCUCAACAUCUUCGGUAGCGAGUCCGGCUUCGGGAGCUACGAGGAGCUGCCCCAGCACAAGCUGACGUGCUUCAGCAUCUACUGUAAGCGCGGCCACCUGUGCCCCAUCGACACGGGCCUCAUCGAGAAGAAUGUGGAGUUGCUGUUCUCGGGGUCCGCGAAGCCCAUCUAUGACGACGAUCCGUCCCCCGAAGGUGGUGUGUACGGCAAGAACCUGGGCCCCAUCAACGAGUGGUGGAUCACGGGCUUCGAUGGCGGCGAGAAGGCGCUCUUGGGCUUCACCACCUCAUUUGCCGAGUACAUCCUGAUGGAACCCAGCCCGGACUACGCCCCCGUGUUCAGCCUGAUGCAGGAGAAGAUGUACAUGAGCAAGAUCGUCGUGGAGUUCCUCCAGGGCAACUCAGAGGCCACCUAUGAGGACCUGAUCAAUAAGAUUGAGACCACCGUGCCCCCCUCCUCACUCAACCUGAACCGCUUCACUGAGGACUCGCUGCUGCGCCACGCCCAGUUUGUGGUGGAGCAGGUGGAGAGCUACGACGCGGCGGGGGACAGUGACGAGCCGCCCAUCUUCCUCACGCCCUGCAUGCGGGACCUCAUCAAGCUGGCCGGGGUCACCCUGGGGAAGAGGCGGACCGAGCGGCGCCGCGUCAACAGACAGUCCAAGGAGAGCAAGGCCCCGACGAAAGCCACCACCACCAAGCUGGUGUGCCAGAUCUUCGACACCUUCUUCGACGAGCAGAUCGAGAAGGACGAUCAGGAGGACAAGGAGAACAUGUACAAGCGGCGGCGCUGCGGCGUCUGCGAGGUGUGCCAGCAGCCUGAGUGCGGCAAGUGCAAGGCCUGCAGAGACAUGGUGAAGUUCGGUGGCACCGGCCGGACCAAGCAGGCCUGCCUGGAGAGGAGGUGCCCCAACUUGGCCAUGAAGGAGGCAGAUGAAGAUGACGAGGUGGACGAUGACAUCCCCGAGGUCCCAUCUCCCAAGAAGAUGAAUCAGGGCAAGAAAAAGAAGCAGAAAAAGAACCGGAUCUUCUGGAUUGGGGAUGCCGUCAAGGUUGAGGGCAAGAAGACCUACUACCGGAAGGUGUGCGUUGACUCGGACACCCUGGAGGUGGGCGACUGCGUCUCCGUCUUCCCUGACGACUCUUCCAAGCCCCUCUACUUCGCCAGGAUCACAGCGCUCUGGGAGGACGCCAGCAACGGGCACAUGUUCCACGCCCACUGGUUCUGCCCAGGCAAAAACACUGUCCUGGGGGCCACCUCGGACUCACAGGAGCUCUUCGUGGUGGACGAGUGCGAGGACAUGCAACUGUCCUACGUCCACAGCAAGGUCACUGUCCUCUACAAGGGGCCGUCUGCCAACUGGGCCCUGGAGGGCGGCAUGGAGCCAGAGCCUCUGGUGAAGAACAAGAAGGUCUACUUCUACCAGCUGUGGUACGAUCAGGACUAUGCGCGAUUUGAGUCCCCCCCACAGAUCCAGCCCCCCGAGGACGCCAAGCACAAGUUCUGUGCCAGCUGCGCUCGGCUGGCAGAGAUGCGGCAGAAGGAGAUCCCCCGUGUGCUGGAGCAGCUGGAGGACCUGGACAGCCGCGUGCUGUACAACGUGGCCACCAGGAACGGUGUCCAGUACCGUGUGGGCGACGGCGUCUACCUGCUGCCCGAGGCCUUCACCUUCAACAUCAAGCUGUCCAGCCCCGUGAAGCGUCCCCGGAAGGAGGCGGUGGAUGAGGACCUGUACCCCGAGCACUACCGGAAGUACUCAGACUACAUCAAGGGCAGCAACCUGGACGCGCCCGAGCCCUUCCGCAUCGGCCGCAUCAAGGAGAUCUUCUGCGCCAAGAAGGUCAACGGCAAAGCCAACGAGGCCGACAUCAAGCUUCGCGUGCACAAGUUCUACAGGCCGGAGAACACGCACAAGUCCACGCCGGCCAGUUACCACGCGGACAUCAACCUGCUUUACUGGAGCGACGAGGAGGCAGUGGUGGACUUCUCGGCCGUGCAGGGCCGCUGCACGGUGGAGUACGGCGAGGACCUGCCAGAGUGCCCACAGGACUUCUCGGCCCGAGGCCCUGACCGCUUCUACUUCCUAGAGGCCUAUAACGCCAAGAGCAAGAGCUUCGAGGACCCUCCGAACCACGCCCGCAACCCCUGGAACAGAGGCAAAGGGAAGGGCAAAGGCAAGAAUAAGACCAAGUCGCCGCCGAGUGAGCCGAGCCAGCCCAAGGCCGCCGUCCCGCUCCCCAAGCUGCGCACCCUGGACGUGUUCUCGGGCUGCGGGGGCUUAUCCGAGGGCUUCCACCAAGCAGGCAUCUCGGAGACGCUGUGGGCCAUCGAGAUGUGGGAGCCCGCGGCGCAGGCCUUCCGGCUCAACAACCCGGGCUCGACCGUGUUCACGGAGGACUGCAACACGCUGCUGAAGCAGGUCAUGGGCGGCGAGCGCGUCAACUCGCUGGGCCAGCUGCUGCCGCAGAAGGGCGAUGUGGAGCUGCUGUGCGGCGGCCCGCCCUGCCAGGGCUUCAGCGGCAUGAACCGCUUCAACUCACGCACCUACUCCAAGUUCAAGAACUCGCUCGUGGUCUCCUUUCUCAGCUACUGCGACUACUACCGGCCGCGCUACUUCCUGCUGGAGAACGUGCGCAACUUCGUGUCCUUCAAGCGCUCCAUGGUCCUCAAGCUCACGCUCCGCUGCCUCGUGCGCAUGGGCUACCAGUGCACCUUUGGGGUACUGCAGGCUGGCCAGUAUGGUGUGGCCCAGACGCGCCGGCGGGCCAUCAUCCUGGCGGCGGCCCCCGGGGAGAAGCUGCCCCUCUUUCCCGAGCCGCUGCACGUGUUCGCACCCCGCGCCUGCCAGCUGAGCGUCGUGGUGGACGACAAGAAGUUUGUCAGCAACAUCACCAGGCUGAGCUCCGGCCCCUUCCGAACCAUCACGGUGCGAGACACCAUGUCGGACCUCCCAGAGAUCCGCAACGGGGCAUCGGCGCUGGAGAUCCUGUACAACGGAGAGCCGCAGUCCUGGUUCCAGAGGCAGCUGCGGGGCUCCCAGUACCAGCCCAUCCUCAGGGAUCACAUCUGCAAGGACAUGAGCGCCCUGGUGGCGGCCCGCAUGCGGCACAUCCCCCUGGCUCCCGGCUCGGACUGGCGCGACCUGCCCAACAUCGAGGUGCGCCUGUCGGACGGCACCAUGGCCCGCAAGCUGCGCUACACCUACCAGGACCGCAAAAAUGGCGUCAGCAGCACCGGGGCGCUGCGCGGCGUCUGCUCCUGCGCCGAAGGUAAUGCCUGUGACACGACGGCCCGGCAGUUCAACACUCUCAUCCCCUGGUGUUUGCCGCACACCGGCAACCGGCACAACCACUGGGCCGGCCUGUACGGGCGCCUGGAGUGGGACGGCUUCUUCAGCACCACGGUCACCAACCCCGAGCCCAUGGGCAAGCAGGGCCGGGUCCUGCACCCCGAGCAACACCGCGUGGUGAGUGUGCGGGAGUGUGCCCGCUCCCAGGGCUUCCCCGACACCUACCGGCUCUUUGGAAACAUCCUGGACAAGCACCGGCAGGUGGGCAACGCUGUGCCCCCGCCCCUAGCCAAGGCCAUUGGCUUGGAGAUCAAGCGCUGUAUGUUGGCUAAAGCUCAAGAGAGCUCCACAGCUAAAGAGGAGCCUCUCAAGGCCUAGCGUGACCCCGCCCCACUCCCAGUCGUGCCAGGGACCCCAGCACGUGCUGGUGGUGUCGUUGUUCGUGACCUUGUCGCUGCAGUCUGCUGCGUGGUGGUCUGCGCUGUCUGGGUCCCACCUUGCCCGGGCAGCGUCAUCUUCGUCAUCCCACUACCCACUACCGCGCCUGUCGGUUUAAAGGCUUUUUAUCCUGCAGCGUAUCAGAUGCACCGCCGUGAGCGUGGCGAUUCAGACUUUAUGUAGUUUUUGUAUGUUGUAAUAUUUCUUCAAUAAAUCUCCUAUAAAGCGCA
Molecule: messenger RNA, 5475 nt
Organism: Sorex araneus (European shrew)
Lineage: Eukaryota; Metazoa; Chordata; Mammalia; Eulipotyphla; Soricidae
Gene: DNMT1
Product: DNA methyltransferase 1
Exons: 39
Coding region: 365-5185 (1606 amino acids)
Cellular component (GO): nucleus
Molecular function (GO): chromatin binding; DNA binding; zinc ion binding
Source: RefSeq, a predicted model, not a curated record